This is a messenger RNA of Anastrepha obliqua, 835 nucleotides long. Its product is annotated as lysozyme 1-like. NCBI's taxonomy places the organism in Eukaryota, Metazoa, Arthropoda, Insecta, Diptera, Tephritidae. The transcript is spliced from 2 exons. Gene Ontology annotation, molecular function: lysozyme activity. The record is from RefSeq and is a predicted model, not a curated record. Bases 316 to 747 code for a protein of 143 amino acids.
CAACUGAGUUCUUCUCUAGCCUAAAAAAAUUCUUUUAAACAAAUUAUCCAGUAAGAAAUUUAAAGUUUGGAAAAAUAUAAGUUUGCAAAGAGAAAGAAGUCAGAGUUUUUGUAGUAUUUUUUCCAAUUCUGCUUUUUACUAUACACUUGGGUUGAGAAAUUGUUGCAAAAUGCAAAGCAACUUAUCGCUAGAAAAAAGUAAUUAGAGACUUAAGUGCAGGCACUAUAAAAUCCAUAUUCUCCGACACCGAGUUCGUGAUACUUUUGAUUGAAAAGUAAAGCUAUAAAUGUUCUGAGAAAACUUUAAACCGUUCAAAUGGAAAUUGCAAUUAGUUUCGUCGCCGCUUUAGUCUUGGCUGCACCAGUUUCUGGUAUUGUCAUGAACCGUUGCUCGUUAGCUCGUGCGAUGUAUUGCUUGGAUGUGCCGAAGGACCAGUUAGCUCGCUGGACCUGCAUUGCCGAACACGAAAGCUCCUUCCGAACCAACGUCACUAGCCGAACUAACACGAACGGUUCUAAUGAUUACGGAAUCUUCCAAAUCAACUCCAAGUACUGGUGUCAACCUCCUGAUGAACGUUUCUCCUACAAUGAGUGCAAAUUGAGCUGCACCGCGCUGUUGACCGAUGACAUCAGCAACUCUGUAACAUGCGCUCGCCAGAUUCUAAGGCAACAAGGUUGGACAGCUUGGGCCACUUGGAAAUAUUGCAAUGGUACAUUGCCAAGUAUCGAUGACUGCUUCUCAGCAUAAAAAAUUUAUUUUAAAGUUGUUUGUUUGUUUUGUAUAAUAUAUUUCAUUGUAACAUCGAAAAAUGUAUAAAAUUUGCUAAUGUGGUGUA